AUGUCGAGCGAAAAGACAAUGAGCGAGCCUGUUGCCGCAUCGCCAACAAAGUCAUCGGCGGGGUUGAUUGAGAAGGCAAACACAAAAGACUCGAGCGAGACGACGCUGGGCCGCCAAGAAUCUCUUGACUCUGUGCCUGAAGAUGAUGGAUCGAACACAAAGCGACGACCUCCAUUCUUCAUCAAGCGAUGGGCACCGCCGCCAGCAAGGUCUAUGGAGGAUGCCUUGCUCAUCCCGGAUAUCACCGCGAGCUGGUUCUCAUCUUUGUUCUUUUUCUGGAUUCAACCCAUGCUCGCACUCGGCUACAAGAGGCCGCUCGAAAAGGCCGAUCUCUGGAAGAUUGACGAUGCCAGAUCUGCUUCAGCCCUCUCGCAAGUAUUGAUGGCCAACUUUCAGAAGCGUUUCGAUGCCGCAGACGAGUGGAACAGGAGACUAGAUUCUGGCCAAUACAAGCCCACAGUGGCGAGGCGUACUCUUUGGCGAUUUCUUGCCUUCUUCAACAUCGGACAAGCUGACGGUCGUGUCAAGGCUGGCUUAGCUAUGGCACUUUCAGACACAUUCUUUUGGAAGUUCUGGUCAGCGGGAGCCCUGAAGAUCGUGUCCGACACGCUCCUCGUCACUUCGCCUCUCAUCACGAAAAAGAUCAUCAAUUACGGCUUGCAACACUAUGAACACGCACACGGCGUAGCUGGCAUCAGCGAUCCAGGCAUUGGCUACGGCGUCGGCCUCGCUAUUGGUCUUUUCGCUAUGCAGUUCGUCGCCUCUCUGUGCAUGCAUCAAUUCUUCGCCCGAUCUAUGGAGGUCGGCGUCUUCGCGCGAGGGGCACUCAUCAGCUCCAUCUACCGCCGCGCUCUCGUGCUCAGCGGCAAGUCUCGUGCGACCAUCACCAACGGCAAGCUCGUCUCCCACAUUUCGACGGACGCCAGCAGAAUCGACUUUUGCGCCGGUUUCUUCCACAUGAGCUGGACUGCGCCCAUCCAGCUCAUCCUGGUCAUUGUCAUUCUUCUGACCAACAUGGGCGCUAGUUCGCUUGCUGGUAUCGGUGUCCUCAUCAUCGUCAUGCCGUUGCAGGCAAAGACGAUGCGCGCCAUGUUUGCACUUCGCAAGAAGAGCAUGGUCUGGACAGACAGGCGGGUCAAGCUCAUCUCGGAACUCAUCGGCGGCAUCAGAGUCAUCAAGCUUUUCAACUGGGAAGUACCCUACCUCAAUAAGAUCAGCGAAUACCGCACGGCCGAGUUGACCAAGCUUCGAACGCUCAUGAUAUUGCGCGCUUCAAAUGUCGCCGUGUCUCUCAGCUUGCCAGUUCUUGCCACCGUGGUCGCGUUUGCAGUCUACGGCGUCACACACCCUAGGCAAGAUCCUGCCAUCAUUUUCACUUCUUUGACCUUAUUCAAUCUUCUGCGUCUGCCUCUCAUGACUUUACCGAUGUCUCUCGCAACGAUCACUGACGCAAAGACUGCGCUCAAUCGUCUGCGAGACGUCUAUGUUGCUGAAGAAAUUGAUGGCACCUACGAUGUCGAUCGCGAGCUGCCUUACGCUGUCGAUGUUCAGGACGCAUCGUUUAUCUGGGAAGGUGCACCGCCAGAGGACAUCAAGCUAAGCAAGAAGAAAGCAAAGGCCGAGAAGAAGAAGCAGAAGAAGAACUCCACCGAGCUUGCCCGCAUGGCUCAUCAAGACCACGAUGCCUCAGCUAAACCAUUGCCGAAAGAUCGCGAGGUGCCCACUGCCACUCUCGGGGGUGGCUCGACGGAGAAGGAAGCUCUGACUGACGGCUCGACUAUUCAAGCACCGGCUGUCGAUCAUGAGGAGCUGACUAUAGACGAGCCAGAAUCGGAUGAACCGCUGCUCCAAUUGCGUGACAUCAACUUUCGCAUUCCUCGCGGUCAGCUUUGCGCUGUCAUCGGAUCCGUUGGCGCCGGCAAAUCAUCCCUCUUACAAGGUCUCAUCGGUGAGAUGCGUCGCACGAAAGGACGCGUCACGUUUGGCGGAUCUCUUGGAUAUGCCGCUCAGUCAGCAUGGAUCCAGAAUGCCACACUCAAGGACAACAUUGUCUUCGGACAAGAGUGGAAUGAAGAUCGAUACAAUACUGCCGUUGAAGCGGCGUGUCUGCAGGCUGAUAUCGAUAUGCUCCCCAACGGUGAUCAGACAGAGAUUGGCGAAAAGGGCAUCAACUUGUCUGGCGGUCAGAAGCAGCGCGUCAACAUUGCGCGAGCUAUCUAUUUUGAUGCCGAUAUUCUCUGCCUCGACGAUCCUCUGUCCGCCGUCGACGCUCAUGUCGCACAUCACAUCUUCACAAAGGCCAUCAAGGGAGUGCUCAAGGGCAAAACGAUCAUCCUCGUUACACAUGCGCUCCACUUUUUACCAUCGGUUGAUCACAUCCUUUGCGUUGAAGAUGGCAUGAUCGUCGAAGCAGGCAACUACAAGCAGCUCAUUGCUAACGAGGGACCUUUUGCGACGAUGAUGUCAAGCUACGGCGGCCAAGAGCUCAGUGAGAAAGAGGAGUCAAUCGAAAAGGCCGAAGAUGCGCUUGCACCGCUCGAAAAGAAGCCUGCCGGUCCCAAAGCUCGUCCCCUCAUGGUAGAAGAGGAACGUGCUGUUGGCUCUGUUUCUGGUGGCGUGUAUGCGCAGUACCUCAAAGCAGCAAAUGGUGUCUGGCUGCUGCCCAUCCUCAUUGUCGUUCUCGUCCUCACUCAAGGCGCCACAGUACUUACAUCAUACGCUCUUGUCUGGUGGCAGCGCGACACAUUCAAUCGACCGCAAGGUUUCUACAUGGGUAUCUAUGCCGCUCUAGCAGUCGCACAAACAAUCUUCUCGUUCGCCCUCGGCACUUGUGCUCUCAUGCUUGGCCUUUUCGCAUCUGCCAAGCUGCAUGGCAUGAUGGCUCAGCGUGUCAUGCAUGCGCCCAUGUCGUGGUUCGAUACUGUCCCGACUGGCCGAAUUCUGGGACGCUUUGGCAAGGAUAUCGAUACCAUCGAUUCGACGCUCAAUGACAGCAUGCGUAUGGCACUUUCCACCCUAGGCAGCGUUGCGGGCGCCAUCGUGCUUAUCGCCAUCAUUGAGCCCUGGUUCCUGCUCGCCGUCGCCGCAAUUCUCACCUUAUAUUAUGCUGCUGCCAACUUCUAUCUAUCGUCUGCACGCGAGAUUAAGCGACUCGACAAUCUGCUUCGAUCUGGUCUAUAUGCUCACUUCUCCGAAUCACUCGCGGGGCUGGCGACUAUCCGUGCAUAUGCUGAAUCUGACCGUUUCUUAAAGCGCAACGAAGAGCUAGUUGACACCGAGAAUCGCGCGUACUACCUGACGACCCAGAACCAGAGAUGGCUCGGUGUACGGCUCGAUUUGCUCGGGUGUCUGCUGACCUUUUCGGUCGCCAUCAUUUCUGUCGUGCAAUCUAGUCUUAACCCUUCAAUCGUGGGACUCAUCCUGUCGUUCAUCCUUCAGAUUCAGCAAGCCUUCACUUGGGCAGUUCGACAGAUUGCCGAAGUUGGCAACGACAUGACGUCGUCUGAGCGCAUUUUACAUUACGGCACUCAGAUCGAGAACGAAGCACCAAUGGAGAUUGAAGCUACUAAGCCUGCAGCCGAAUGGCCCCAGCAAGGUGUCAUUUCCAUGAAGCAUGUCGAACUCAGCUACCGCAAGGGCUUGCCGGCGGUGCUGAAGGAUCUCAGUAUCGAUUUCAAGGGAGGCGAGCGUGUAGGCAUCGUCGGUCGCACCGGCGCCGGCAAGUCAUCCAUCAUGGCUGCUUUGUUCCGAAUGGUCGAGCUGUCAUCGGGUACUAUCGAGAUUGACGGCGUGGAUAUCUCGAAGAUCGGACUGGGCGAGCUGCGCAAGAAGGUUGCGAUCAUUCCGCAGGAUGCGCUACUGUUCAAUGGCUCUAUCCGCACCAAUCUUGAUCCCUUCUCGGUGCAUGACGAUGCUACUCUCUGGGAUGCACUCAGGCGCUCAUCUCUUGUCGAUCGAAAGGGCAAGAACGAAGGCGACAAAGAUGUGGCCUCUCGAUUCACGCUCGAUACAGUCAUCGAAGACGAAGGGGGCAAUCUGUCAGUCGGCGAACGAUCGCUCGUGUCGCUUGCUCGUGCACUCGUCAAGAAUGCGCGGAUUGUCCUGCUCGACGAAGCCACGGCCAGCGUUGACUUUGAGACGGAUGAGCUCGUUCAGAAGACGAUCGCAACAGAGAUGCGCGGCAAGACUUUGCUCACGAUUGCACAUCGCCUCAAGACCAUCCUGUCAUACGACCGCAUCCUUGUCAUGGGCGACGGAAAGGUGCUCGAAUUCGACACGCCUCUCGCCUUGUUUGCUCAGACUGGCAGCUUCCACUCACUUUGUGUUCAGAGCAAUAUAGAUGAGCAGGACAUUCGCAACGCACAGCAUGCCUGA
Messenger RNA from Mixia osmundae IAM 14324, 4374 nucleotides. RefSeq lists its product as uncharacterized. Lineage: Eukaryota; Fungi; Basidiomycota; Mixiomycetes; Mixiales; Mixiaceae. Gene Ontology annotation, biological process: transmembrane transport. Gene Ontology annotation, cellular component: membrane. The coding region runs from base 1 to 4374 and encodes 1457 amino acids. The record is from RefSeq and is a predicted model, not a curated record. Gene Ontology annotation, molecular function: ATP hydrolysis activity; ABC-type transporter activity; ATP binding. The transcript is spliced from 6 exons.